AUGGACGCUGACGCCCAGGCGCCGGAGGCACCGUCGUCGCCGCCGCCGCCCCGGUCCGCCCGGUCGAGGCCGUCGAGCUGGAGCAGCAGCGGCAGCUCCGAGUACACGAGCCUCCGGGACGUGCUCUCGGAGCUGGGCAACGGCGGCGGCGGCGGCAGCUCCUCCGACCUCCACGACUUCGACACCUCCAACAUCCCCAUCCGCAACCAGCUGCUCAAGCACGCCGCGUCCGCCUACCUCCAGUCCGCCAUCGUCGUCACGCCGCGCGAAAGGGGCUGCCUGAGCAGGGCCUGGCGCCGCCGCUGCCGCAUCCUGCUCCGGCCGUGCCCCGAGUGCGAGUGCGACGUGGACGUCGACCCCGUCCGCCGCUGCGCCGCGGCGUUGGCCGGCUCGGUGCGCCGCGUCCUUGCCUCCCUCUGCGGCUGCGUCGCCUGCGUGUGGACGUAG
This is a messenger RNA of Triticum turgidum subsp. durum (durum wheat), 447 nucleotides long. The record is from the annotation of a GenBank genome assembly. NCBI's taxonomy places the organism in Eukaryota, Viridiplantae, Streptophyta, Magnoliopsida, Poales, Poaceae.